AGAAGCACGGACAUAUUAGUGUGCUGCACAUAGCGAGAACACCAUGUGGAAAGAACGUAGUCCACUUUAAAGCUUAUUAUUUCAACUUUAGUGGUUCGAAACAUUUAGCUGAUCCAGUUUAUGUAAUCAGUAUGGUUAGCUUAUAUAUACUUUAGCAACAUUUUUCGAGUUUUUGUGGUGAAACUAUUCAGUCGGCUUCAAGUUAAAUCAUGGGGAAAUCAAAGACUAAAAACCAAAAGAAAUCCCGAGGACAAGCCAUCCACGUGGCUGAGGAUGCCUACAGGUCUGUGCCCCACUCCUUCGUGUUUCAUCGAGGUCAGGUUGGAAAAAACGUGGGUCAGCUCGUCCAGGACAUGAGGAAAGUCAUGCAGCCUUACACCGCAGAGUCUCUGAAGGUACGGAAAAAAAAUCUCCUUAAGGAUUUUGUGUCUGUAGCAGGACCCCUGGGGGUGACCCACUUCAUUAUCUUUGGUAAAACUCCCGACAGCAUCAACAUGAGACUCGCUCGACUUCCCAAAGGCCCCAUGCUUUAUUUUAAGGUCCUCAAGUAUUCCCUUAUCAAAGAUGUGGUUUCAUCGUUGAAGAAGCACAGGAUGCAUGAGCAGCAGUUCACCCACCAUCCACUUCUCAUCCUCAGCAACUUUGGAGUGGAUGGCAUGCACGUGAAACUCAUGGCCACCAUGUUCCAGAACACGUUUCCCUCCAUAAACGUCCAAAAGGUAAACAUCAACAGCAUCAAGAGGUGUGUACUGUUCAGUUUUGACCCAGCAUCCCAGGAAAUUCAGUUUCGGCACUAUAGCCUGAAGGUCGUCCCUGUGGGGAUGAGCCGAGGAAUAAAGAAGCUAAUGCAAGAAAAGUUCCCCAAUAUGAGCAAGUUUGAGGAUAUCACUGAACUGCUGGUGAAGGGAGCGAACUUGUCUGAAAGUGAAGCCGAGCAGGACGGCGAGCACAACAUAACGGAGCUGCCACAGAUGUAUUCCGGAAGAGGCAACAUGCCGUCCCAGCAGAGCGCUGUCCGUUUGACCGAAAUCGGUCCUCGAAUGACGCUGCAGCUGGUGAAGAUCCAGGAAGGGAUGGGAGACGGGAGCAUUCUUUACCACUCCAUGAUUUCCAAGACAGAGGAAGAAAUACAGGAGAUCCUGAGGAGGAAGGAGGCGAAGAUGAAGGAAAAGGAGGAACGCAGGAAAACACAGGAGCAAAAUGUGGCGACGAAGAAAGAGAAACGAGAAGAGAACAAGAAAAAGAGUCUGGAAGGCAUAAAAAAGAAACAAGCUGAAGCCGAGGAGGACAGUGAGGUGGAAGAUCCAGGGAUGCAGGACGAUAGGCCAGCUGCUGUUGAAUCUGAUGAUGAUGUGGAGUACUAUAGACAGGCUGUGGGGCAAGAACCAGAUGAAGAUAUGUUUCCGGGGGCCAAGAAGAGGCGGCGUCCAGAGAAAUCUCACGACCGAGCCAAGAAGAGAAAGCUGUCCCCUGGUAAAUCAAAACAACCAGAUUCUAAAUCACCAAAAAGAAAAGGUGCAGUUGGGCAGCACAGAGACAAAACGGGAAAAGCUCCUCAUGGAAAAGGCUGGAAGAAAUCUAAAGAUGAGGAGAAAGCAUUUGGGAAGAAAAAGCGGCCUCCAGGAAAAGCAUUUGGCUCUAAGAGAUCUGGAGAGAGGGAAAAUAAAUUUUCACGCAAAAACUUUGAUGGAAAGAGAAACAAGGACAAAACGUUUCAGACAAAAGGUCACAAAGGCAAGUCUGGCCUCAAGAGGAAAGGUGCAGGUGGAAAGCAAAGCUUCACACGGACAAAAGGAAAGCGCUCGGAGGAUGAUCGAGGAGCAAUUCCUGUCUUCAGCCUUUUCACCAACAAAAUAAAAGAAAACAGGAUGGCAGUCAACUUCUCUGAAUGUGAGAAGUUUCAGAUUGGCCUGCUCCCUACCAUGUACGGGGUUGAGUUUGUGGUGGCCUUGGCAGGAAACACGUUUGCCCUGUGGCUGCUGCUCAUCAAAGAAAAACGCAACUGGCACUCCGGUGUUGUCCUCUCCUGUAACCUGGCCAUCAGUGACCUGCUGUACAUCCUCACCCUGCCUCUGCUGAUUGUCUACUACGCACUGGGGAAACACUGGCUGUUCGGCGAGGCUGUGUGUAAAAUCGAGAGGUUCCUUUUCACCUGCAACUUGUAUGUGAGCAUUUUCUUCAUCAUGACAAUAAGCGUGAACCGCUGCAUAGGCAUCGUGUGCCCGUUCUUCACCCGCUUGUAUGUGGAACCUUUUCAUGUCAAAGUCAUCAGUGCCAUCUUAUGGAUUAUUGUUGGAGUCAUCUCGAGCCCUAUGCUGAAGUUUGCUUCUCUUUGUCAACACAGUUACAAUAACAACACGUUAUGUGUGGCUUUCUGUCACCAAACGUCUGACGACAGGUCGGACUUUAUCUACAGAGUGUUCCUUGCUGUUUUUGGCUGUCUUGUUCCUUUCAUAGUAACUUUUACUUCUUACUGUCUGUUGUUUCGGGUUGUGUGGAAAAAUGUCAACAUAACGACACUUGAAAAGCAUAAAGUUGCCUUGUUAGUCUCAUCAGUGAUUGUCCUCUAUGCUGUUUCCUUUGUGCCCUAUCAUGUCUACCAAGUCUAUCAUCUGUAUUUGAGGAAAAGUGACCCCAAGAGCAUAAACUGUUGGGUCUACAAAAUGUACCAAGUGUCCAAGGGACUGGCAACGCUGAACAUGUGUAUCCAUCCCAUACUCUACAUGGCUGUGUUUGACAGUAUUAGAGUAGCAUGCUGUGGAAAGAGCUCAGAAGACAACCCAGAAGGAUGAGGAAGUAGAGCCUGGUUUCAGACUAAACAUAACUUUGCUGCAUGUAUCUUUGUAAGAUGCCUAAAUGUCACAGCUCUGUGCUAAAUACAUUUAAUCACAUCUGUUUGUAAUAAAAAUUUUCAUUUUUUU
Xiphophorus couchianus (Monterrey platyfish) is the source of this 2921-nucleotide messenger RNA. RefSeq names its product peter pan homolog (gene ppan). NCBI's taxonomy places the organism in Eukaryota, Metazoa, Chordata, Actinopteri, Cyprinodontiformes, Poeciliidae. Gene Ontology annotation, cellular component: preribosome, large subunit precursor; membrane. Gene Ontology annotation, biological process: ribosomal large subunit assembly; rRNA processing; G protein-coupled receptor signaling pathway. Bases 210 to 2792 code for a protein of 860 amino acids. The transcript is spliced from 14 exons. Gene Ontology annotation, molecular function: rRNA binding; G protein-coupled receptor activity. The record is from RefSeq and is a predicted model, not a curated record.